UGUCCUGAUAACCUGCCAUAACGCUUCAAGAAAAAUGACCGUUGAUCCCUCUCAUCAAGCAAAAAUGACCCUUUGCAAAUGAUUUUAAUCGAUCCACACAGAAAUCUUUUAACAGAGCACCUACCAGGACUUGGAAGGACUCCAACCAUCAUCCAAGAGGAGAAAAAUUAAACCUUAAGAAACCUUUGGUUUGUAAAGAACAAUCCAAACUAUGUUGCCCCUAAAGAAAUACUUCCCAGAGGAGCUGAUUCAGAUGACCAUCCUGUUAAGUCUUUGUGGAAUCAGAGUGGACGUGGGGCUGGAGCCUUUCCUGCCUCGUUCCUGGUGUGAUAUGAUUCUGGGUCAGAACUCUGCACCGACCCAAACCCCGUCCCACAACCAGAACACUCUGCAUCCCAAGAAUGUGGAUCUGGAGCGUUUCUUUACGGCACGCCGCCUGUUAGGCUGGGUUCACUCUCUGGACAGGAUACAGGUUCCUCAGGCAGAGCUGGAGACAUGGCUGGUCCAACGGGAAUCAGCUCCUCUGCUUCAGGGAUUUCCUGACCAACCCCCCCUGAUGGACAGAGCCCACGGAGACACAGAGAUAGACCAAAGGGAGCCAGCUAUGGAGCAAGAG
Cyprinodon variegatus (sheepshead minnow) is the source of this 616-nucleotide messenger RNA. Its product is annotated as nuclear factor erythroid 2-related factor 1-like. The record is from RefSeq and is a predicted model, not a curated record. NCBI's taxonomy places the organism in Eukaryota, Metazoa, Chordata, Actinopteri, Cyprinodontiformes, Cyprinodontidae. Gene Ontology annotation, cellular component: nucleus. The transcript has 2 exons. The annotation marks the transcript as partial. Gene Ontology annotation, molecular function: RNA polymerase II cis-regulatory region sequence-specific DNA binding; DNA-binding transcription factor activity, RNA polymerase II-specific. Gene Ontology annotation, biological process: regulation of transcription by RNA polymerase II.